This is a messenger RNA of Hypanus sabinus (Atlantic stingray), 2596 nucleotides long. Its product is annotated as actin-related protein 3. The transcript is spliced from 12 exons. Gene Ontology annotation, molecular function: actin filament binding. The record is from RefSeq and is a predicted model, not a curated record. Lineage: Eukaryota; Metazoa; Chordata; Chondrichthyes; Myliobatiformes; Dasyatidae. Gene Ontology annotation, biological process: Arp2/3 complex-mediated actin nucleation. Bases 159 to 1415 code for a protein of 418 amino acids. Gene Ontology annotation, cellular component: actin cortical patch; Arp2/3 protein complex.
ACGCCCGGAGCCGGCAGCCAUUUUGGCGCUAGUGCGGAAGUUGGAGUUGUGUCCUCGGAGCCCGAGCCGGAGCGGCCGACCGUUCAUGCUCAGGUAGCGCCGGGCACAGCGGCUCCCGUUCUUUCUUGUCAGCUUCGAGAAGAAAGCUAUCCUUAAAGAUGGCAGGCAGAUUACCGGCGUGUGUGGUGGAUUGUGGCACUGGCUACACCAAGCUUGGUUAUGCUGGGAAUACAGAGCCACAGUUCAUCAUUCCAUCAUGUAUUGCAAUCAAGGAAUCUGCAAAGGUUGGUGACCAGGCGCAAAGGAGGGUGAUGAAAGGAGUUGAUGAUUUGGAUUUCUUCAUAGGGGAUGAAGCAAUAGACAAACCUACUUAUGCAACAAAGUGGCCUAUUCGUCAUGGCAUUGUUGAAGACUGGGAUCUGAUGGAGAGAUUUAUGGAACAGGUUAUUUUUAAAUACCUUAGGGCAGAACCAGAAGACCAUUAUUUUCUUUUGACUGAGCCUCCAUUAAAUACACCUGAAAAUAGAGAAUAUACUGCUGAGAUUAUGUUUGAAUCUUUCAACGUACCAGGUCUUUACAUCGCUGUCCAGGCUGUCCUUGCCUUAGCUGCCUCAUGGACGUCUCGACAAGUUGGUGAGCGAACAUUGACUGGAACGGUUAUUGAUAGUGGGGAUGGUGUCACUCAUGUUAUUCCAGUGGCUGAAGGUUAUGUGAUUGGUAGCUGCAUUAAGCACAUUCCUAUUGCUGGUCGAGAUAUUACAUACUUCAUCCAGCAACUUUUGAGAGAUCGAGAAGUGGGUAUACCCCCGGAACAGUCCCUGGAAACUGCAAAGGCUGUAAAGGAACGCUUCAGUUAUGUCUGCCCAGACUUGGUGAAAGAGUUCAGCAAAUAUGACACAGAUGGUACCAAAUGGAUCAAACAAUAUACUGGAGUCAAUGCCAUCUCUAAGAAGGAAUUUACCAUUGAUGUAGGCUAUGAGCGAUUUUUGGGCCCUGAAAUUUUCUUUCACCCAGAGUUUGCGAAUCCUGAUUUCACACAGCCCAUUUCAGAAGUAGUUGAUGAAGUUAUUCAGAACUGCCCUAUUGAUGUUAGACGUCCACUGUAUAAGAAUGUUGUCCUCUCUGGUGGCUCAACCAUGUUUAGAGAUUUUGGACGCCGUUUACAACGGGACCUAAAGCGGACAGUAGAUGCCAGGCUCAAACUUAGUGAAGAAUUGAGUGGUGGAAAACUAAAGCCUAAACCAAUUGAUGUUCAAGUGAUCACACACCACAUGCAGCGAUAUGCAGUUUGGUUUGGAGGGUCCAUGCUAGCAUCCACUCCGGAGUUCUACCAGGUAUGCCACACCAAAAAAGAUUAUGAGGAGAUUGGCCCCAGCAUUUGUCGCCAUAACCCUGUCUUUGGAGUCAUGUCUUAAGGCUGAGCUCAAUAUUCUAAGGGCUGAGGGAAAGCCUUGCUUUUGGGGGCCUGUUGGGUCUGGAUUGACUGGUGUUGUGUUAUUAAACUGGCUUAACUUUUAAAACAGAUGACCAAACAGUAUGUGGUUGGCAAACUUAACAAUUGAGUGUCUUAAAAUGGGCUAAAUUGUGUUAAGCCAAAAUAUGAACAAUCUUUCUUUAUAUUAAACAUUUUGGACUAAUUUGUAAGAAAAUUCUAUAGUGGUUUUAGAUCAGAUUAUGCCCUAAAAUGAUGCAUUUGAUGGGAACUCCAAGACUUGUAGGAUUUGAAUGAGACUGGAAGGUCAGCUCUACCAUACUUGAAUUGUACCCAGUGUGUACAAUACAAGAGCUUGUUUAUAUUUCGUACUGAUUUUUUAUACAUCAGAUGGGGAAAAUUAGAACAUUAGGUAAUCUAUAAAGUGAAAUAAAGACAAUUAAUACUUGGAAAAGAGUAUGUGAAGGUACUGAUCAAUAGGAGUUGCACAAAUAAUCAAAUCUCUAGCAUAAAAUGAAAUAAAUUGAUUUCUGACGACUGAACUAGAAGUAUACAUAUCUUUAUUGUAAGAACCUUUUCUUUGCCCAGGAUGGAAUGUUAUGACUAUUAGUAUAACUUGUUGAAGUCUGUAUAUGAGGUGGGUAUAAUUAACAUCCCAACAUCCAUCAAGCAUUGCAGACUGAACUUUUCCUGACAGGAAUCCAAGCACUUGUAGGGAUAAGUUGAUUUUUUUUUUCAUUUCCCUCAUUUUUAAGUUGACAUUUCAUUUACUUGCAGUUAUCUGUCCUCUUCUAAUUGGAGAAACUUCACAAAAGCCUAAAACAUAUAUCCUCAUCAAAUAGGCUCUAAAAUGGUUUGAGCCAUGUAACUUUGGUUAUUUGUGACUCCAGUCUGUUCCCAAAAGAAUAAUGAACUGUAUUUCCCAUAACAAACAUGGCUAACUCCGCAAGUGCUUUGGGAACUAUUUCUUACUCAAACUAACAGAUGCCUGCUAGUGCUUUCUGAAUAUUGAAUGCAUUUUUGUUUAUUGCUGCAAAAAAAGACUGUUGGACCAGUAUUGUAGUUCUAGAGCCUCAUUUUGAUUUAAACCAAAUAAUCUAAUCAGUGGUGUAUUUAAAACCUUGCACCAUUCCAAUAAAGGCGCAAAAUUCUUUUUAAACGUUA